AUGAUUCGCCGUCACAUACGGUCCUCAUCGCAAAAUGAAACCGUCGCCGUAUGCCACGCCGUGCUCCAACGCCGCGUACAAUACGAACACGCUGUUCCGGCUGCCGCGCAUGCUCCAUCUGCUCGGGCUGCUAUUCACGACGGCCCUUCGGCAUCUACUGCUCAACUCGCCCGCCGCUCAAAUGAUCUCAAAUCGGACAUCAGCUUCAACGUCGGCAAUCGAUACCGAGUCUGCGAUGUCAUUGGCGAGGGCGCCUACGGUGUCGUCUGCUCCGCCGUACACCGUCCAUCUGGCAUGAAAGUCGCUAUCAAGAAGAUCCAGCCUUUUGAGCACCAAAUGUUUGCUCUUCGCACCCUCCGCGAGCUCAAGCUCCUGCGCUAUUGGCAGGACUCGGACGUUUCAGAGAACAUCAUCUCGAUCCUGGACAUCGUCCGCCCCCCCUCUUUUGAAGGAUUCAACGAGGUCUACCUCAUUCAGGAGUUGAUGGAGACGGACCUUCAUCGAGUCAUCCGUUCGCAGAAGCUCUCGGACGACCACUGCCAAUACUUUACGUAUCAGAUUCUCCGAGCGCUCAAGGCUGUCCACUCUGCAGAGGUGAUCCAUCGCGACCUCAAGCCUUCCAACUUGCUCCUCAACGCCAACUGCGAUCUGAAGGUGUGUGACUUCGGUCUAUCACGCUCCCUGUUGACCGCCGAGCCACAGGCUGGCAGCGAGACCGGCUUGAUGACCGAGUACGUCGCCACGCGAUGGUAUCGCGCGCCCGAGAUCAUGCUGACCUUCAAGGAGUACUCGAAGGCCAUCGAUGUAUGGGCUGUCGGCUGUAUUUUGGCCGAGAUGAUCAGCGGACGCCCCCUCUUCCCCGGUCGCGACUACCACGACCAGCUUAGCUUAAUCCUCAAUGUCCUCGGGACCCCCACUGUCGAAGACUUCGAAGCCAUCAAGAGCCGUCGCUCCCGAGACUACAUCCGCGCACAGCCCAUCCGCAAGCGCAGGCCUCACGAGAAGCUCUUCCCUCAAGCUUCACCAGCGGCCAUCGACUUCCUCUACAAGACGCUGACCUUUUCGCCCAAGAAGAGGGCGACAGUCGAGGAGUUGCUGGCCCAUCCUUACCUGGCUGCGUACCACGACGAAGACGACGAGCCAGUGUGCGAGCCCAUGCCUGCGGAGGUGUGGCAAUGCGACCAUAAGAGCGACUUGGCACGCAAUGGGACCGAGAAGUUGAGGGAGCAGCUUUACGAUGAGAUUGUCAACUUCGAGCCCUUGAUCUAA
Molecule: messenger RNA, 1269 nt
Organism: Jaminaea rosea
Lineage: Eukaryota; Fungi; Basidiomycota; Exobasidiomycetes; Microstromatales
Product: mitogen-activated protein kinase
Exons: 3
Coding region: 1-1269 (422 amino acids)
Biological process (GO): protein phosphorylation; intracellular signal transduction
Cellular component (GO): cytoplasm; nucleus
Molecular function (GO): MAP kinase activity; ATP binding
Source: RefSeq, a predicted model, not a curated record